GCGGUGCUCCUCGUGGCCCGCUCGCCAGGCUCUGCGUUGUCGCCGAGCGAUCAUUAUCCUCCCGUCACAGUCCUUCCUGCUACUAUGGAGGAGAGGUCGAUUACCGAGUACCUCAGUUCCUAUUCGAAUGUGCACUUCCUCACGAAUCCGGACGACGAGGUUCAGCACCGCAAUGGUCAUCAAGUGGAGCGCACCAUCGACCCGGAGGACGUGGAAGCGGAGGUUUUCGACUGGGUGCUCACCCACCUCGAGAACAGGCAAUGGCCCCUGAGUCUGAGCACUGUCUUGGCAAAGACCGUGGCACACCAGAUGAACACAUCUCUGAAGCUGAAGGCUGGGGGCUAUACAGAUGAAGACUUGGCUGUUAGGCGAAUUCGAGCCACUGCAUUGGAGGCACUGGCUGAGCAGUGUGCCCUCUGGAGAGAACAGCCUGAACUAGCUCAAGAACUGCCCCAUACACGUGCCACAUCCCUCCCUUUGUCGACUUAUGGAGUGCGCAACAACAGGCGCAAGAUGGAGGAUCGCCACCUGGCCCUCCCAGACCUCAACUUCGUACUAGGACUCCAGGGGCUUCCGCAGUACAGUUACUAUGCAGUUUUUGACGGUCACGCUGGCGUGGAGGCAGCUGACUAUGCGUCUGCUCACCUUCACCGAAACAUAGCUGCACAACCGGACUUUGUUACCAAUCCUGUGAAUGCAGUUCGUGAAGGCUUUCUCCUGACGGACAGAAACUUCCUACAGCGGUCUUCAAGAGAGGGCCUCAAGAGUGGCUGCACGGCUGUCUGUUGCCUGUUGCGUGAGCAGCAGCAACUUGUUGUAGGCUGGCUUGGUGACUCGCAGGCCGUCUUGGCCAGGAAAGGCAUCCCCAUGACAUUGGUCAACCCCCACAAGCCCGAGAGAGAGGACGAAAGAAAAAGGAUAGAAGAACUCGGAGGAAUGGUCCUGCUGAUGGGUAUCUGGAGGGUAAACGGCGCACUUGGCGUGUCAAGAGCCAUCGGAGAUGCCGAGCAUAAGCCCUUUGUAACCAGUGAGCCAGAUGUGGUCAGCAUAGACCUUGAUGGCACGGAAGACUUCCUUAUCCUGGGUUGCGACGGUCUCUGGGACCAAGUGGACCCUAAGAAUGCGGCAUCGAAAGUGUACCACUCAAUUCUCGAGGACCCCGAGAGCGCAGUCUAUGUGUCCCACACACUUGUGCAGUGUGCCAGAGACCUGGGCUCGUCAGACAACAUAACAGCCGUAGUCGUCUUUCUGCGUGAUCCCCGCGACUUUGAGCCUUCGGUUCUGAACAUUGUAGACUACUACCCUAAGCCAGUGCCUGGAAGCGAGCUGCCAACACCACCUGUCGAAGAUGCAAAGGAGGCCUUCAAUGCGAGUGAAUUCGACGCUUCCAAGUUCAACAGCAACGGCUACGGAGCCCACUUGUUCGAUGCCGAAGCUGUGAAUUCCCACACCUACGAGCACGCCGCCGAAAGUGAAAUUCUUUCGGUGGCCUCUGAUGUGGUUCAAGGGACGAUUGAAACAGCGCUGCACAGAGUCAAUGAUGAUGUCAUCACUGCUGGCCAAAUUGUUGAUCAAGUGCACCUCCUUCACACUGAAGAAAGUGGAAGUUCUCGGAUUUACCCGAGCAGUUUCAUGGUGCCGUCCCAGCUGAUGGCAGUCUCGAAGACAAGUUUGAUCAGCCUGACGGCAUCUCGCAUGCACCUAAUGGAUUUGGCGACAACAUAUCGGUACGCCAGGCUGUACACCACAACCCGUUCGACGACGAGGGCUAUGGGCACGACCUCGAGACAGCCGAAUGCCUUCAAAGCUCGGCUAUUGCAGGGCCACUUGAAGAAAGUGGCACUGAAAGUGCUGAGCAGUUCUCUUCCUUUGCUGAAGUGUCCUGACGAGGCUGGUAGCGGCCAACUUGAAUUGCCUCACGAACAGACUUCAUCUACAGUACCUAGUCUGACACCACAGCAUCAAGAGUUCGAUGCUAACUCAGACCAGGAACUUGAUGCCAGGCAGCCCUCUCCAAUUGGCCAACGUACGAUGCCUGAAGAUCCACUGCCCGUUGUUGCAGACCUUCCUGGAGCUCCUGUUGAGCCCGAAACGUUGAGAGAGGCAGAGCUUCCAGAUGAAGGAGUUGAUGUUAGCACUCUUCCUGAGGAUGUCCAGGAACUGGAGGCAGCGAAAGAGCAACCAGUGGCAUCGGCCAUUCAGGAUGAGUGCCUGAGUACAUUACCGGAAGAUCAACAAGAUUUCAAGCUUGUGCAGCCCAGUGACAUGGAUUCUUUUGUAUUGCCAGAUGUCGCUCAGCAGGUGGCUGCAGUAGUUGAUCCCACUCAUGCAGUACAUGAUGCUGAAACAUUAGAUCUGGAACAUUCAGACGAUAUCCACGGCAACAUGCUGUCACCAGAUAGCAUACAGGAAGAAGUGCAACAGCUCGAUCCCUUCCACGGAGAGGUGCAACAGUCCAAUAUCAACAAAGAGGACAUGCAGCCAGAACAGCCAUUAGAGCCUGAACACGUCAAGGAUGGUGCUGAUACUGAAAUGGCUGCCAGUGGGCUUGGUUAUAAUCAACCCCUUAGCAUCCAGUCGGAUGACCUCGUGUCUAUUGACCUUAACAGCUCAGCCAUGCAGUCUCUUGCGGAGAUGAGUGCACCUCCUCACGCAGCAGAUAAGGCAUUUAUUUGCGAGACUGUUCCAGAGCCGCGUGAAGACACGAGCAUGGCAUGUGCUGAAAGUGAGAAUGCCCACCAUGAUCAGUUCGUCUGCGAAAUAUUAGAGAGCCUGGGUACAGACGAUGCUGAUGACACCUCUUUGGGUGGUUCAGCAGAGUCCAUUGUUGAGAAGGUCACUGCAGAACCUGUCCAGCAAGAUAGUGCCGUUAUCUUCUGCGAACUCAAAGAAACUCCCCCUGCAGAGAACAUUCUUGACCAGCAGGCUGAUGAAAGCGAACAAAAAGUUGACAAUCUCUGCUACAAUAUCCCUGUUGAGCAGCAAGAACAAGUACAAGAAAAAGUGUUUGACGUAGAUCCCCAAGUCGAAAGUUCUGUGCUUAGUGGCCAAGUUUCUGAGCCUUUCAUUGAAGAUUCUUUUGCUGUUCCUACAAGUACUGAAAGCUCACACAUCUUGGAACAUAUGCCUGAAGAAUCUUCCUCGCUGUCUGCAGACUAUCAACUGCAAGCUGAGCCCCAACAACCUGCAACCACUGCCAUAUCUCCAGCCAGUGAUGUUGAACAGCCUUGUGAGCAGUCGUAUCAGCAUCUUUCCAAGGAGGCAGAGAAUCAAUGUCUCCAGUCGCAGAGUCCUGCGAUUGAGCAACUUUUGGAGCACAACUCUGCCGCACUUAAUGAGGUGCAGUGCAUGAGUGAGAAUGCAAAAGCUACGGUUGAUGAAACUCCCGCUCCUGUGGUUGACAUUGGUGCUAUUCCAGAGAACAUUCCGGAGGCAGAUGGGGUCACGGAAGACUCUGACUCUGAGAGAGACAAUGAGUGGCGAUUCGUUAAGCCUGUUGAGCCAGUCAUCUCGCAGUUGGAAAAAGAGGCCGGCGAGGCUUUGGUCGAAAGUUCUCACGCUGCUGAGGAGACCAUUCACACAGAACAGAGGGAAGCAGCCUCUUCUGAACUAGUUACAAGUCCUGCAGAGACCAGUGCCUCCGAGCCAAAGGUUGAUGCUAUGUCAGACAUGAAGCAAGAUUCAUUACCCGAAACAAAAACCGAAGUUGCAGCAACUCAGAAGCAGGGCACAUUGCCUGAACAAAAGGCUAGCGCAGCAAAAGUUACUGCCACAGCAAAGCCCUCUCCAGCUUCACAGAAAACAAAGCCAGCCGCUAAAGCGUCACCCGCUCCAAAGCCAAGGACAUCCUCCACUGAUAAGCCUGCAACAAAGCCACUCCCUACAAAGACAGAAGGAUCCGCAAAGGCUACGCCUGCAGCAAAAUCUCCACUGAAAAAGCAGCCCAUUACUACUAAACCUAUCACAGCAACUACAACUGCAAAACAGAGCAGCAUGGCAAGCACCACUGCGAAAACGGGCCUAACCCGCAAGCCCGAGCCCCCAAAAGCCCAAAUCGUCUGCUCCCACCACCGAUGCACCAGCAAAGAAGCCAGUUCCUGCAUCUUCAAAGCUUUCCACUGGACCUACGAGGCCCACCACGUCCAAGCCACAAGAAAAGAGCUCGGCUCCAGCGUCAAAGGCCAAGCCAACAGCACAAUCAUCCACAGCACCUCGUCCGCGAACAUCCACCGGAUCUGCAAUGACGUCUGCUAGCAAGGCAGAAGUUGGAACUGCCGAAAAGAAGCCCACUACUAAGCCGGCACCAACUAGGCCUCCCAUUUCCAGAACCGCACCUAAAUCGACUCAGCCUGCCAGCAGUAGCUCUGCACCAAGAGUUGGAUCGAGCACUACGGCAAGUCGUCCUACUACAGCACCAACUUCGAGGCCCGGAACGAGGCCCGGAACAACGUCGAGGGUUGGGAGUGCCUCGACUGCCACGAAGAAGGCGAGUGAUGCCAGCCCUGCGGCUGCAAAAACAUCUGCGAGGGUUCCAGCGACGCGAGACUCAAAGCUCGGCAAAGACAGCACUAACCAGGAGUUGGCUGGUGCAAGGCGAACGGAAACAACUCAGAGGAGUGCUGCCAGUAGGACUGCUACCUCGUCAAAAACUGCCGCAGCAAAGCCAACGGCCACAAGCAAGUAUGCUGCAGUCAGAGCAGUUCCCAAGGGUGGCGCUGCAGCUGCCUGCUGCUGCCGCAGCAAAGGCAGCUGCUGCUGAAAAUCAAAGCAAAGGAGAACCCGCUGCCAACUGCAACGGGACGCCAGAAGAGAAGGGUACACUGGAACAGAAAGACAACAAGGAAGCCUGUGUGCCCGGAAGCGAGCCAGCCAUCCUGAGCAAUGGCAGCCACCCUGAAAGUGACGAUAUCGCUAAACCAGCUGCCAAUGCAGACAACAUGCCCGAUACCCCUGCUGUGGAUGUGUAGUUUCACUAUCUGGACUCUCUACUAGUCAUUCUGCUCUAUCCUGUGCUUUUUUUUUUAAUCUUGCAAUGGCGCAACAGUAUUUUUGACAGCUCCUUUUUACAACGAAAGAAAACACGCAGGGACAAAAAAAAGCAUGCAUGCUACAGAAUUAUAGGUACAAGGUCACUCUCAGUACGGGAAGUCUUUGGUACUUGCACACAUCCUUUUUAUCGAUCUUUUUAAUUUACGCAUUUGAUAGGGUGCAGGUACUGACUGGUGCUUGUGCCAGAAUAUUUUUUUCUCUCCCCUGCCUGUUUUUACCUAGCGUUAGUUGUAUGCAUAGGCUGUCAUGCCCUGUUCUGAAGUUUGUAAUUUCCUCUUUCUCUCUUGUUGGAAGAGAUUGUGCCCAGGUGCGAGUGAAUUACCAAAGACUGCUUGGAUGCCUCGCAAGCGUCGUUUUUUUUCCAGUUACUCUCGCAAGCCCACUCGCAACAACUGCGAAAUUGCGAAGGCAUUCUGAAAAGCAGCAAGACGUACUUGCUUCUUGGGCCGGUGUUAUUUAUUUUUGCAUCAAGUGUCCUUAAUGAGAGGAAUGGGAGGGGCUUGCCUUGUUUUAUGCUUACGUGCUUUUACUCGAGGCUUAGUUGAAACGUGUUGUGUUGAGCGAAAGGAGUAAGAGAAGACAUUUCGAUGCAUUUACCCAACUGCGAUGUUUGCCCCACUGGCCUGUGGAAUGGUGUAAUCUGUAGUUGAACCUGAAUAUAAUGAAGUCUUAUCUCGGGCGAAAGUAUUACUGCAACGAACAUAUGUGUACACAGAUAUAUUGGCGAAAGAAGGAUAUUUGCGGUGGUUCACCAAGUCUGCAGUGUCGCAUGCACAGAUUGUCUUGAGGUCAUAUUUCGAGCGACUAUGAAACUAACUCUUCUCUGCUGUAAACUAACACACCAUGACCUGCAUUUGGGUUUUAUACCAACCAAAUUUGAUUCGCUUCGUUAUAUCAAGGUUCAAGUACUUCUAAAGCAAUGUUGCUUCUUUUUGUUUUAAAUGCUUCUCUUCCAGUUACAAUUCAGCUUUCAGUCCCUUCUACCCUGCACCUCACUGCAGAUGCGUAACGGUCCUCCACAGAGAAGCUCUGCUGUUAUUUUUAGCUAUGUGUUCAGCUUGCAUGUUUUCUAUGCAACAUUUAUAAAUACGGUGCACAGAAGUGUUCCAACCCAGUAAACUCUUUGAUAGCACUUUUUUGUGGGGAGUGUCCUUUGCCCGCGACUUGGGCAAGUUCAUACGUUGUCUGACUUAUCUAUUUAAAAGUAUGUAUUGCAUCACCUUCUUUUAGGGACCU
Rhipicephalus sanguineus (brown dog tick) is the source of this 6285-nucleotide messenger RNA. RefSeq lists its product as uncharacterized. The record is from RefSeq and is a predicted model, not a curated record. Gene Ontology annotation, biological process: protein dephosphorylation; negative regulation of protein kinase activity. NCBI's taxonomy places the organism in Eukaryota, Metazoa, Arthropoda, Arachnida, Ixodida, Ixodidae. Gene Ontology annotation, molecular function: protein serine/threonine phosphatase activity; cation binding.